UUUCUACGCACCCAGUAUGACAAAGCCCAACGCAUUGAGAAGGGGCGCAAGGGGUCCUCUUUCAAGUUACACUUUUUUGCAAACAGCAUACCUGGCAGUCCGGAGUUCGUCCCAUAGCAGAUGGUAUCCACAUCGCUUGGACGAGAAGGCGGCUCGAGGAGGCAUCGGGGAACGUGGACUGCGUCGGUUUUGAGACCGUCGCCUACACUAGCAUUUGACGCCUUCCUGCCUCCGUCGCCGGCGCCGUUUGCAGCCGUUACGGAGCCGGUCCCACCCCGGGAACGGGAACACGUCCUUGGCCGGCAAAACUUCGGGCAAGGGUAUGGUCCGUGCUUGCUGAGUCAUCAAUUGCAGUUGUGCGAAAGGCAAGGUUUUGCGACGGACGUAGCAAACCGCCACCUAGGCUUGCUGGGAUACUUCUCCCAGAUCCCCCGGCCCGGCUCGCAAAUUCCUCGGGCGGACGUCCUCCCGGUUCUAGCUUUCUUUGCGUACGCCAUAUGUGGCUUUGAUCGAAACCAUGACUUCAGACCAAAUGAUGGCGUUGUGAGCACCGCAUCAAUGGAUGGUCCAGACGGAGGUCGUAUCUCCCAUGCCAGGGGAAGGUUCGCAGCCCGGCUCCAUCGAAAUGGACCGGCCAACGUGAAGGGAAUAUACUGGAACUUUGGAUCCAAUUCCAACGAUAGACCAUGCCGACCAAAUCGGCACACCGAAAGACGCCGCCUAUGCGGGAGCUCUCAAUGGUGAAGUUGGAAUCGAGUUGGAGUUGAGUCAGGCUGGGCUGCAUGGAG
Molecule: messenger RNA, 788 nt
Organism: Canariomyces notabilis
Lineage: Eukaryota; Fungi; Ascomycota; Sordariomycetes; Sordariales; Chaetomiaceae
Exons: 1
Coding region: 121-744 (207 amino acids)
Source: RefSeq, a predicted model, not a curated record